Molecule: messenger RNA, 876 nt
Organism: Bipolaris zeicola 26-R-13
Lineage: Eukaryota; Fungi; Ascomycota; Dothideomycetes; Pleosporales; Pleosporaceae
Exons: 4
Coding region: 1-876 (291 amino acids)
Biological process (GO): ceramide catabolic process; ceramide biosynthetic process
Cellular component (GO): endoplasmic reticulum membrane
Source: RefSeq, a predicted model, not a curated record
AUGCAAUUGCGAUGGGACUACCCGUUGGAGCCCGCUGUAGGAGCCUGGGGUCCAACCACGUCAAAUCACAAUUUUUGUGAAGAGGACUACAUCAUCACUCCAUAUAUUGGCGAAUUCGUCAACACCCUCACAAACAUCAGCUAUGUAAUUUACGGAAUCCACGGUCUACGCCGUGUAUCUCCCAAACCCGAAGGCGGCCUCAUCUCGACGCUCGCUUUCCCUUACUGGGGACUCAUCGGCGUGGGCGUCCUCUCCGCCUGGUUCCACGCCACCCUAAAGUACCACUCGCAAAUGGGCGACGAUUUGUCCAUGUUCCUCGCUGUGGGUGCCGUACUACACCAAUUGCUGUGUUUCGACGCCACACGCGCCCAGCGCCAAAAGUACACGUUAUAUAUCCUAGGCAGCCUGAUCCCCAUCUCCAUUUACCACGUGUGGGCCGACGAGAUUAUUAUGCACGAAAUCGCUUUUGCAGCCAUGAUCUUCCUUGUAUCGAGGCAUACACGCGCGCUCAUCAAGAAGCAGAUUACUAACGAAGAGGCACGCAAGAAGCUGGGGAGCAUGGCUACAUUUGGUAUCUCGACUGGGCUGUUUGGGUAUUUUCUUUGGAACAUUGAUUUUCAUGCUUGCGGGUAUGUUACGCAGUUUAAGCAUUGGAUUGGACUUCCGUGGGGCUUUUUGUUUGAAUUGCAUGGCUGGUGGCAUAUUUUUACAGCGAUUGCGGCAUAUGUGGGUAUGGCACUUACGGAGUAUCUGGUCACAAUUGAAGAGGGGAAGACAGGGCAUGCGCAGGAGGGGUUUGUCUGGCCGGUUAGGACUGUGUUGAGGGAAAUAGAUGCGAUUGAAAGGAAGGGUGUUGAAGGGAAGAAGGUUAUGUAA